AUGGGGAUGGGACGGGCAUCGGGCGGUCCCUGCGGUCGCCGCAAAUUGGACACCGCGCCUCGCCACGGCUCGGCCUGCGUCCGUUCCCACCCCCGUAGUGAUACCAUGGAGAAAAAUUCAAGUACUUCCCACCGCAAGAAGCAUGACAGUAGUAUGAAGGAGGGAUCUGAAGUGUCUCAAUCUUCAACCAGGACUCGACAAAAGCGUGGAUCUACUUCACAAACAUCAGUUUCUUCUUCUGUUACUUGUUCAGAAGAAUCUAUGUGCAAUGGUUUAUCUACCUCAGCUAAUCAAACUCAAAAGUCUCGCUCAGCGUCAGUAUUGUCUUCCAGUGAGCCAUUGGCUAGUGGAGGCCACCGUCGGUCUGCACGAUUGAGCCAAAUGGAAUCUCAACAAACCUCAGAAGAUAAAAAGAAGAAGAAAAGUGAUGAACAGAAGACCCCUGGAAAAGAUAAAAGGAAAGGUAGGAUAGAACAAAUAAUGGAAGAACAAGAAAGUGAAAAACCAGCCUCAAGUAAAAGAACUUCUGGAAAAUCAAAAAAGAGUGUGUCAGGAACAUUGAAGAAGAGUGACAGAGUUAGUGAAGAAGAAGUAGAAGAACCAGUAGAAAAAAAAGCAAAGAAAAGUGCUAGGCGUUCGAAAGAAUUGACCAUGCAAGAUGAUAGCAGUCUAGAAGAUAAACCUGUGAAUAAUGCAGAUGAAAUACUUAAGAAUAGUGUUGUGGCCAAUACUAAACCAAGUAAAAAACGGGCAUCAAAAAAGCAAACCUUGUGUGAACCUUCACCAUCUGUCAAUGAGCUUAACAUUGAGACCAACAUUGAUACUCUUACUUCAUCUAAGCAUGAACAUGAGAAACAAGAGCAACCUCCUAAAUCAUCUAAGCGGAAAAAGUCAAUGUCUUCCACAACUGGAAAUAAUGUGAGUGAAGAUUCCUUCAAGCAAGAUGAAGGAGAAGAUGCAACAAAUUCAAAGAUACCUAAAGGAGAAGAAAGAAUUCAAGAGGAAGAUGAUACUAUGAUUUAUAAAAACGAACAUAAUAAAAAGUUUUCGGACAAUGCAUUAGUGACAGCAGGAAGUGAGCCCAUUGCUUCCAAUGCAGGAAAUGAAUCCCAUGGAUCAGCAGUUGCUCCAUGUGCUGAAGCUCAGGAUUCUAAUAUGAAAUCAGAGUCAUCUGAAACUCAGCAACAUUCAGUACGAGGGGAGAAACUGAUUAAAGAAUCAUUUCCUCCCAAAAUAAACACUGUGUCUCCCAGCAAAGCAGAUUUGGUUCAGGAGUACAAUCGUUCUAUUAGUGAAAAAAUUUCAUUACUUAAACCUAAAGCAUUUGUUGGUCGUUCAAGUGCUAGUUUUCGAAAAACCGCUGAUGAUCGCUGUGAUGGAAGUGGUCAAGAAGUUGAUUCAGAUGCUGAGAGUCGAAGGGCCAUAAUGGAAUCUGCUCAGAGGCGUAUUGAGCAAAAUUUAAGUACGUCUGAGUCUGAUUCACGCCUCAUUCGAGGUAUGCACACUCCUAUGGCUCACAGUUCUAAAAAUGACUCGUCCGAAUCAGACAGUGCUCCUGAAGCAGUGAGCUUUUCUAAUGCCCGUCAGGAUGCGAUGGACACUAUUAAAAGUGCAGCAGAGCAUGUGAAGCGUGAAAAGCAACGGCUGAAGGAACGAAGGAAGGCACGGCUGGAGAUGCUCAAGCAACAGAAGGAAGAAAAGCUCAUUCGUCUCAAAGAAAAAAUGGCAAGUCAAGAAGAUGCUUCUUGCAGUAGUUCUGAAGAGUCUGGGUACGAGGAGGAAAUCAGGAAUGCUCGCCAAAAGCUCAAGAAGAAGAAAGCAAAAAGCAAGGCACAGCGUACUGAAAAAGAGAACCUAGAUGAUGCUUUGGGGCAAGCAACAUCCAAACCACUCAGUGGAGCUGCAUCUGAUAGUACUGAAGAAGACGGUAUCACUACAAAAGAGGCAGCAUCUUUGAGCAGUUUGAAACGAGUGCAAGUGGACAUGUUCCAAUCUGCUAAAGAAGCUGCAAAAACACAGAAAGUUGGUAGCAGCAGUGGCAAUAAAGUUCUGCAAGAAGAUAAAUUGAAAAAGAAAAAGAGCAAAAGUGGAAGAAUAGAUGAACCAGACAAAAAAGACAGAGGUUUCAAAAACCUCACCAGCCUAGAUUACAUCCCAUUAAGUACAGAAGGGGCUACAAAAUUCAUGGUAGUGCCAUUGGAUAAAGCAAUGCGAGCACCUAAGUCAUUAGCAGAGGAAGCUGCAGAUUUCAGACAAAAUAUGUUGUAUGGGUCUCGAAUCAAAAGGGAACCUGGCAAAGUUGUAUCAGCAUACCAACAAAAAUUGAUAGCUUCAGGCAAAAAUUUCCAUGUGAGGUAAUCUGCUCAUUGUUGUUGUUAUCAGUAUAACCUUUCGUCAAUUAUAUUGGUGUGUACUGUAAUGCUCUUGUUAAAAUUUGUAUGUACAGCUGAUUUUGAGGUACUUCAAUGUUAUUUGUUCCUUCGUGUCAGACUUUUAUUCGAGAUGGAAUGCCCAAGUACUUCCUAUUGAUUCAAUAUACUGAUGUUUUUGUUAAAAUUAGUUAUUAUUAAAUAUAGCACAAUGUGUAGGAAAAAAUUUUAUAAUUUUGUUGCAAUUAGUUUUAAAGAGCCUGAUAUGACCAUUAUGACUUGUUGUGAUUGUUUUGCUUUAUUCUUCAUCUAUUUAUUAACUCUUCUAUGUAUCUGUACUUGAAAUAUGGUAGUACUGCUUCGUGAAGUCUAACAACUCUUUGCUGUUAUCUUGGGAUGUGGGUGGGAAGAUUUAAGCUAUGUAGAACACUGUGUGUUAGAUGCAGUGUAGAGCCUGCACAUCUUGCAAUUGCCUGUCCCAAAUGCUGCACAAUCCUUGCAGCUUGUACUGUUUUUAUGUACACAUAGAACAUUCACAGAAAUGCUAAAUAUAAUAUGAUUAUUGCAGAGUCAUGCAAUUCUAUGAUGUCACUUUUUGUUCUCUGUCAUAAAUGCCCAGAGAUAUUAAUCUCUGCCUGUACUGAUCAGUAAGACUGUAUAUACUUACAAAUAAAACAAGACAUUUGGUUUAAACUGUA
Molecule: messenger RNA, 3067 nt
Organism: Gryllus bimaculatus (two-spotted cricket)
Lineage: Eukaryota; Metazoa; Arthropoda; Insecta; Orthoptera; Gryllidae
Source: the annotation of a GenBank genome assembly